AUGGAGGCUCUGCUGGUGGUUAGAGAUUUGUGGCACGCGAUCAAAGAUGAUAAACCUGAGGAGAAUACCAAGGGAAAGUCAAAGGAGGACGAGUUGAAUGACUCCAUGUCCACUAAAUUGAAGGAGUGGAACAUCAGGGAUCGGAGGGUUCUACAUUAUGUUGUUAGUGCGUUAUCCUUUGAGAACGUUGUGGCUACCUUGUUGUCUGAGGAGAUGAGGAGAGCAGGUUCUGAUAGUGUAACGCAAGAGGGUUUUUUGUCGAGAAAUGGAAAAAUCCCGGGCAUGAGCUGUUUGAACAUCCGAAUAAAGUGUCUUGAGCGCAAGCUCUUUGAUGAGAGAUAUGGAAGACUCCAAGAUAGAUUGGGAUUGGAUCUAAGAAACGGAAGCAAAUCCUUUUCCCGUGCCUCAUCUGUCACGAUAAAUGGUUACCAAUGGCAGGAGUUCGAUGUGGUCACUCAGGAUGGAUACAUACUAAACGUGCAAAGAAUACCAGAAUGUCGAGCUGGGGACAGCGGCGGCGGCGACGGCAAUAAGCGGCCAGUCCUAAUACAGCACGGCAUCCUUCUGCUGAAUGCAUUAUUCGACGGGAUGUCACGGCUGCUGAACCCGCCAGAGCAGGACCCGCCCUUGAUUCUGGCCGACAACGGGUUCGAUGUGUGGAUUGCCAACACCCGAGGCACCCGAUUCAGCAGGCGCCACACUUCCUUGGACACCGCCAACCCUGAUUUCUGCAAUUUGUUGUGGGACGAACUGGCAGCAUUCGAUCUACCGGCCGUGUUCGACUUCAUCCACCGGCAAACUGGAGAGGAGAUCAAUUACGUUGGCCACUCUUUGGGAACUUUGACAUAUUUGGCAUCCUUAUCAGAAGGGAGAUUUGUGGACAAGCUGCAAUCGGCAACUCUGUAGAGCCCCAUCACUUAUCUCAGCCAUAUGACCACCAUCCUCGUCGUCAUCAUGGCCAAAACCUUUGUCGACGAGAUCGCCAUGUUGCUGGGAUUGGCCGAGUUCAAUCUAAAAGCCAAGCCCUUGGGUGACCUUCUCCGUCCUGGUGUCGAUUGCUACGAUUUGCUAGCCGCAUUAACAGGCAAAAACUACUGUCUCUACGAUUCCACUGUCGAUCUCUUUUUGAAGAACGAACCGCAAUUGACGUCGGUCAAGAACUCGGUCCAUUUGGGUCAAAUGGUUUGCGACGGCGUGUUGAUGUACGACUAUGGGGUCGCCAGCUCCAACGUGAUCCACGGGGGGUACGCGAGGCCAUCAGUCUACAACCUCUCCAACCUACCCCACGACCUACCGAUCUUUCUCAACUAUGGAGGCCAGGAUCCGCUCUCCAACGAGAGCGAUGCCCGGUAUCUGCUCGAAAGCUUGAAGCUCUAUGACGCUGGCAAGCUCACCGUCCAGUCCAUCGAAGAUUACGCUCAUGCGGAUUUCAUAAUGGGACUGAAUGCCGAAGACAAGGUGUUUGGUCGAGUGUUGUCUUUCUUCAAAAACCAGCAGUAACUCCUAGCGACUAGCCAAUUUUACGAAAAGGAAUUGACGGAAAUGAAUG
Molecule: messenger RNA, 1549 nt
Organism: Eucalyptus grandis
Lineage: Eukaryota; Viridiplantae; Streptophyta; Magnoliopsida; Myrtales; Myrtaceae
Product: triacylglycerol lipase 2
Biological process (GO): lipid metabolic process
Source: RefSeq, a predicted model, not a curated record